AGUCUGGUUUCCGCCGCUGUGUUAAGAUGGCGUCCUCCAUCAGCGCGCUCCGGCGGGUGAGCGCGGUGUGUCUGUGGGCUGCUGCGGGCCGGGGUCGCCCUCAGGCCGGGCAGGGCGCUGCGGGGCGGCGGUGCUCCUCGGGCGGAGUGCGGAGCAGCCUGUGGGAGCAUGUGCGGGAGGGCUACAGCGAUAAACCCGAGCUGGACAUGCGGCCGGUCCGCGAGCAGCCCGAGCAGCUGAUCUCCGAGCUCCGGAACCGGCGGGGGGAGUUCGGUCCUGCAGACCUGCAGAAGAUCGUGAAUGUGUGGGAGCGGCUGCAGGAGGUGAGGGAGGAGGUGGAGGAGUUGGAGCAGAAGAAGAAGCGGGUCAGCGCUGUGGUUCGAGCUCUGGUGGAGCAGCAUGGCCAAAAAGUCCCACCUGAUCUGGUGGAGUAUAAGGCAGCGAGAGAGGAGGGGCGGGGGAUCCGAGUCCGGCUCAGUGAGUUAUAUCCUCAGCAGGUCCAGCUGGAGGAGCAGUACUACCUCCAGGCCCUGAGGCUCCCCAACAGAACCCACCCGGACACGCCCAUUGGAGAUGAAAGCCAGGCGAGGGUGGUUGAGAUGGUUGGACAGAAGGCAGAGUUCGAUUUCAAACCCAAGGGUCACCUGGAGCUCGGAGAGCAACUCGACAUCAUCAGACAGAGGCGUCUUUCACAUGUAUCGGGUCACAGGUCGUACUACCUGAGGGGAGCCGGGGCCCGACUCCAGACCGCCCUGCAGAACUUCGCUCUGGACCUUCUACAGAAACGGGGUUUCAUCCCCAUGGUGGUUCCAGACAUGCUGAAAGGAGUCGUGUUUGAGGGCUGUGGGAUGCAGCCUCACGCACACCACUCUCAGGUUUACUCUCUGGACCCGGCCCACUUCCCAGACCUGAACCUGGCGGGCACUGGGGAGGUUGGUAUAGCAGGUUAUUUUAUGGAUCAUGCUGUGAAUAUAAAGGACAUGCCAGUUAGGACGGUGUGCAGCAGCACCUGUUACAGAGCUGAAACAGACACCGGCCGAGAGACCUGGGGACUCUACAGGGUUCAUCACUUUAACAAGGUGGAGAUGUUCGGGGUGGUGGAGAACGAGACUGGGGAGGAGAGUUCUCAGCUGCUGGAUGAAUUUGUUUCGUUACAGAAGGAGAUCUUCUCUUCUCUGCAGCUCCACUACAGGGUUUUGGACAUGCCCACGGAGGAGCUGGGUCCUCCAGCCUACAGGAAGUACGAUAUUGAGGCGUGGAUGCCGGGUCGGAGCAGCUUUGGAGAGAUCUCCAGCGCCUCUAACUGCACUGACUUUCAGAGCCGAAGACUGAACAUCCUGUACGAGGGAAACGACGGCAGCCUGAAAUACGCUCACACGGUGAACGCUACAGCAUGUGCUAUUCCUCGCACCAUCAUCGCCAUUCUGGAGACUCAUCAGACUAAGGAGGGAGUGGUGAGGGUUCCAGAGGUUCUGCAGCCGUAUCUCGGGACGGACCUGAUCGAGAAGCCCAAAUACACUCCACUGAAAUACAUCGGACCAAAUCAGCCUCACCGCCAGCCUCGACCCGGGACUCAGAGCUCUCAGCAAUGCUAACACAGCAGCCCAGUUCUGAGGCCAGUUCUGAUCCUGGUGGUCUGGAGGCCAGUUCUUAUGGACUGGAAGCUACAACACAGACUCAGCAGAACCAGAACCAGGCACAGGGCUAUGCCCUGUCAUACUGCAGAUGCAUUGUUUCUUUUGGAAACUUUUAAAGCUAUUUAUUGCAGAUCUGAUAUAAACAUGGUGAUGGUCUACUGUCCAAUUUAUUUUUUAUUUUUGUUGCACUGUAUGAUGGUAAAAACAGUUACUGGACUUUACCUGACCUUUUCACCUUUUGUUAUAAAGAGGUUGCCAAAAUGAAAUGUGUGUGUGUGUAUAUAUAAUGUUGGUCAUGCAUUAAAUCCUGCAGCAAAAGGUUCUGCAAAAUUCCGGAGA
Astyanax mexicanus (Mexican tetra) is the source of this 1976-nucleotide messenger RNA. RefSeq names its product seryl-tRNA synthetase 2, mitochondrial (gene sars2). Bases 27 to 1595 code for a protein of 522 amino acids. Gene Ontology annotation, cellular component: mitochondrion. Lineage: Eukaryota; Metazoa; Chordata; Actinopteri; Characiformes; Acestrorhamphidae. Gene Ontology annotation, molecular function: serine-tRNA ligase activity; tRNA binding; ATP binding. Gene Ontology annotation, biological process: mitochondrial seryl-tRNA aminoacylation. The record is from RefSeq and is a predicted model, not a curated record. The transcript has 16 exons.